AUGUUCGCCAUGAUUACAUGGUUGCUUCUUUUGGCAGUGGCGGUAGCGGCCUUCCUUGAUGUUGAAGAUGAUUUCGAAAACAAUGCAACUGCCAAAGUCUUACCAAACCGGAUGGUUGAUGAUGGAGUUUUCCAGCUAGGAGUGACUAAAGUUGCGGGAGUUCCAAAUGUUCGAAAACGACAAUCCAAGUCAAAUUUGGCCAACCCUUACAUUGGAGAUAUUUAUAUGAUCACCGUACAGAUUGGAUAUCCUCCGCAGUCUAUAACCCUCAGUAUCGAUACAGGGAGCAGUGAUGUUUGGGUGAAUCCACAGUGCGCUACCUCGGGGUGGGCGUCAUUUUGCUCCAGUUACCCUCAGUACGAUCCUACGAAAUCUACCUCUUUCGUACCGUUGAGUCAAGCUUUGAAUAUAGCAUAUGGUAUCGGUGCAGUCACUGGAGCUUAUGCCACAGACAAUUUUAUGAUGGGAUCAGGUCCGACCCUUAAAAAACUCCAAUUUGGUGUUGCAUCAGGCAGUAAUCGAAUGUUUACGGGUAUAAUGGGUGUAUCCUGGGGGCUUGGUCUUGGAACUGGUUAUUACAAUAUUAUUGAUCAACUUGCCUUGCAAGGUCUGACAAAAACUCGUGCAUUUGCUAUAGACUUGGGCAAUGUCGAUACAGCUUCAGGCUCCAUUAUCUUUGGCGGUCUCGAUACAAAAAAGUACUAUGGCUCACUGAUAAAAAAUCCAAUUAUACCAUUUUAUCAAAGUCCUGAUGGGUAUCCAAGAUAUUGGAUCAAUAUGACGUACUUUGGUAUUACAUUUCCAGGCCAACUACCAACGAAUUUGACAUCUCCCGGUUAUGCGAAACCCGUCAUUAUUGACUCCGGAAGUACAUUGAGUUAUUUACCACCUUCACUUGUCAACGCCAUGCUCCCUUAUUUUCCAGGAUGGGUCAGUAAAGGAGGUGGCCUCUACACUAUUCCUUGUAGCUUCAAAAAUAUCGCAGGGACGAUGGAUUUUGGAUUCGCAGGGCAAAUUAUUCGGAUCCAAUUAGCUCAGUUCAUAUGGUUUAAUGGUGCUACAUGCUAUGGGCCCAUUGCCAAUGCUGCCGAAAAGACGGAUGUGAUUUUAGGAGAUACCUUCAUGAGAGGUGCUUAUGUGGUGUUUGAUCAGGACAACGCAAAUGUUCAUAUUGCGCAGGCUGCGAGUUGCGGAUCAAAUGUUAUUCCAAUUACUUCGGGUACCGAUGGAGUUCCUUCAAUGACAGGAGGUUGCCCGAGUCCAGCAUUUUCUUAUGGAACAUCAUCUUACACGGUCUAUCCAACUCCUUCAGUGGGAAUCUUGUCUUCUUCACCCAGAUCUUCUUCAUCAACUCUUUCUUCAAGAAGUUCCACAACCUCGUCUGCCUCCCUUCCUGCAUUGAUAAUUACUUCAACGACGUCCCCUCUCGCCACUUCAACAACUAGAACUUCUACAACUUCAUCAUCUACGUCGACGGUUAGAUUAUCUACCUCCCCAUCCCCCUCUUUAUUCUCUACAUCAACAGGUAGAGUUUCUACCCUUCCAAUUUCCUCUUCAUCGAGAACCACUUCAGUCAACUCUUCCCCCACAAUAUUUACAACGAGAUCCUCUACCCUUUUAUCCUCUUCUUCGUCUUCUACGUCAACAGCUAGAACUUCCACCGCCCUGUUAUUGAUAAGCACUUCGACGAGCUCUUCCCUCGCAUUAGUAAUAACGAAAUCUUCGACCCCUUCGACUUCUACAUCGACUACUAAAUCUUCUUCAUCGUCGCGGAUACCUGCUCUGAUUGGCUCUACGACUUCGUCCACGACAUCCACCAGACCUUCUUCGCUUUCUUCCUCUCGAGUUUCAUCUUCAUCUAUAUCCUGUGGCAUAGGUUGUGGACCGACGACCACUGUUUAUAUUACCGUUACGAAGUCGGUCUAACAAUGAGGCCAGUGUUCAAUUUAUUUCAUUUCAGUUCUGGAUUGGAUAUGUAAGGAUGGCCAGGUAUAAUGCAUCAUGAAUAGAUUCGUUGUGAUGCGAUUGGGC
Messenger RNA from Botrytis byssoidea, 2031 nucleotides. RefSeq lists its product as uncharacterized. The transcript has 7 exons. The record is from RefSeq and is a predicted model, not a curated record. Gene Ontology annotation, biological process: proteolysis. The coding region runs from base 1 to 1926 and encodes 641 amino acids. Lineage: Eukaryota; Fungi; Ascomycota; Leotiomycetes; Helotiales; Sclerotiniaceae. Gene Ontology annotation, molecular function: aspartic-type endopeptidase activity.